Molecule: messenger RNA, 2307 nt
Organism: Schizosaccharomyces osmophilus
Lineage: Eukaryota; Fungi; Ascomycota; Schizosaccharomycetes; Schizosaccharomycetales; Schizosaccharomycetaceae
Product: oligopeptide transporter 7
Exons: 1
Coding region: 1-2307 (768 amino acids)
Biological process (GO): transmembrane transport
Molecular function (GO): oligopeptide transmembrane transporter activity
Source: RefSeq, a predicted model, not a curated record
AUGUAUAAAGCGGGAUCCAAAUUGGAGGUUGCGAAUACAUCGUUUUCGCUAGACUCAGAGCUGGACGAUGCAUCCAAAAAGAAUGAUGAAAAGAAAUUAUAUUCUUCCUUGACAGAUGUCAAGGAAGAAGACGUGUGGGAGAACGAAGAAAAAGAACAGGAAUUAGAAGAUGAUUUAAAAGAGUUGCCAAUAGAGGUUCGAGAAACCGUGAGUUUGGAAGAUGACCCUAAAGAACCAACAUUGACAUUUCGGUACUUUUUGAUGACUUUAAUCUUUAUUCCUCCUGGUGCAUUCCUUGAUACCAUGAGCAGUUAUCGAACAAGUUCGGCAGCGUAUAGUGUCUUCUUUGUUCAAAUCGCCAGUUACUGGUUAGGAAAAUGGCUCGCAAAAAUUUUACCCUCAAAAACAAUCCGGAUCUGGAAAUUUAGUUUCAGUUUAAACCCUGGUCCCUUUUCCGUUAAAGAAUGCGUCCUGGUCACACUUUCAGCUGCAUCGGGUGCUACGGGCAGUCAGGGUACUACCAGUAUUUCCGUCGCAGAGCUGUUUUACAAUCAAAAGGUGAAUCCUGCAGUUGCAAUCUUCUUUAUGUGGGCCAUUGUAUGGACGGGAUAUUCGUUUGCUGCUAUUGCAAGAAACUUUUUACUAUAUGAUCCCCAAUAUCAAUGGCCUCAGGCUCUUAUGCAAACAUCGCUUUUUGAGGCCUUCCGUAAAAGCGACAACAAUUCAAAGUUAGCUUCCAAACAAAUGCGAGUGUUUUUUAUUGGCCUGGUUGGACUGACGGUUUGGCAAUUCUUUCCAGAAUAUAUCUUUCCCAUGACCGGAUCCUUGGCAUUUUUGUGUUGGGUAGCUCCUAGGAACCAGGUUGCCAAUUUUCUUGGAUCAGGUAUGUCUGGAAUGGGAUUUCUUAAUAUUACUCUCGACUGGAGUAACAUCACCUCCAGUAUCAUGAUCAUGCCUUAUUGGACUCAAGUCAUUAAAUUUAUUGCUUUUGUUGUUGGUGCUUGGAUUCUUCUUCCUGCUGCCAAAUGGGGAAAUUUAGGAUCUUUUAAGCAUGGUUUGAUGUCCAACAGUCUAUUUUUGAAAAAUGGUACUGUAUAUCCAGCAACAAGAUUGAUGACAGCAAACUUUCAAUUCAAUGAAACAGCAUAUCAGGAAAUAGGCCCUGGCUAUAUGGGAACCCAAAAGAUUUGGAAUAUGUUUUUUGACUACGCUUCGUACAUAUCGGCUAUUACUUGGAUUCUCUUUUUUGGACACAAACAAAUUAUUUCCACAGGAAAAAAACUUUUCCGUCGUAUACGAAGCGGAGGAAAUAUUAGUAACGAAUAUACCGAUCGUCUCAACAAAAUUCAGAGCUCUUAUGAUGAUGUUCCCUUGUGGUGGUUUCUCGUUUUAUUUCUCAUCUCUUUUGUCAUAUUAAUCACCAUCUUUGCUACUGGUAAUAUGUUUAUUCCAUGGUGGGCAUACAUAGUGGCCCUAGGCUUUGGUGCUAUUAUCGUAACCCCGAUGUCCUGGUUGUAUGCCCUCAGUAACUUCCAACUUGCCAUUGGUACCUUUAAUGAACUCAUAUAUGGUUAUAUGAUCCAUGCGGUUUCUGGUUUUAAGCAUCCUGCUGGUGCAUCAAGUUACGGUGCUAUAGCUGGUGACGCAUGGUAUCGAGCCCAAUAUAUGCUUCAAGAUCAAAAGAUUGGUCAUUACAUGCACAUACCUCCGAGAGCGGUAUUUUUCUCUCAAAUUUUUGGUGAACUUUUGGGUGUACCCGUCAAUUAUGGAUGUCUUCGAUGGGUCUUAAACACCAAGCGAGAAUUCCUUUCAGGUGAAAAAAAGGAUCCACUGCAUCAGUGGACAGGUCAAUCUUUGGUCAGCUAUAAUACAAUGGCAAUUCAGUAUGUUUUAAUUGGACCAAAGAGACUAUUUGCGGAAGCUAUGUACCGUCCUCUACCUUAUGGUUUUUUGGCAGGCGCUUUGGCACCUGCAAUAAUUUAUAUCCUCUUUAGGCUUUUCCCUAAGGGAAAGUUUCACUUGUGGAAUAUUACGAUCUUUUGCUCCACCAUGUCCCACUUCUAUGGUAACCUUUCCACAGGUUACUUUUCAAGUUUUAUUGGAGGAACGAUUACCAACUUUUACUUUUAUCGUUACAGACACAAUCUUUGGAGAAAGUACAACUACAUCCUUGGUGCUGCAUUUGACACAGCGUUUAAUCUUGCCAUGCUAUUAAUAUUUAUUUUUUUCAGCGCUGGAAAACAAGUUGCAAUGCCAAGCUGGUGGGGAAAUAAUUCUGAUUCUGUUGAGAGAUGUUUUGCAACCUAA